Hyaloscypha bicolor E is the source of this 3462-nucleotide messenger RNA. RefSeq names its product SPX-domain-containing protein. Gene Ontology annotation, biological process: monoatomic anion transmembrane transport; phosphate ion transport; polyphosphate metabolic process. NCBI's taxonomy places the organism in Eukaryota, Fungi, Ascomycota, Leotiomycetes, Helotiales, Hyaloscyphaceae. Bases 414 to 2993 code for a protein of 859 amino acids. Gene Ontology annotation, molecular function: phosphate transmembrane transporter activity. Gene Ontology annotation, cellular component: membrane. The transcript is spliced from 5 exons. The record is from RefSeq and is a predicted model, not a curated record.
CGCAAAUCAACACCCGAACUGCUCGACACUUGACCUCAUUCCCAGGUCGCCGGGAUGGAAGGCAGCCUCGAGUCCUGUGCGCACUAACGACGACGCGACCCACCACGACAUGUUGCCCACCUGCGAUCUAUCUCACACAUUCACGAGUCUUCACAAUAGCAUCAUCAAUUCCACCCCUUCAUCCCUCCUCUGAACCAGACAUAGGCGACUCGGACCCUCGCACUAAGGAGAACUCGAAGCGACCGGUUGGAGGAGGGAGUCUUGCGCCGCGCCAGCACCAGCUCGCAGAUUUCGAAGAGUACGAACUUGCCGACUACGCGGGCAUAGAGCAGCGACAGAAGAGGGACACCAGAUACUUCGAACGACAAGCCAAGCGCACGGAGAAGAUUGGCGAGCUCGAAGCGGCCGACGAGAUGAAGUUCUCACACAGCAUCCAGUUCAAUGCUGUUCCGGACUGGAGCAGCCAUUAUAUUGCGUACAGCAAUUUGAAGAAGCUAAUAUACCAGCUCGAAAAGACCAUCCACAGACCAGGCACCGCUGACGAUGUCGAACGCUCCCCUUUAAUACCCACGAAUGAAGAUCCCGACCAAAUCUUUGAAAGAGCGCUGGAUGUCGAGCUCGAAAAGAUAUCCUCAUUCUACCAACUGAAGGAGCUGGAAAUUUACGGGGAGGUCUCCGAUUUUCUCAAGGAUGAAGAAUCGUAUGAGGCCGAAGCUCUGGACAACUUAGACGGCGCGGAGGGGAGGCCUGGCACGAGUGGACGUGUGAGUGAUAGGCCACGUACCGGGAGCAUAUUUCGAAGUUUUCUAAACCGGCAGAGGAGAGCCAGUACCAUCAGCCGCUCUAUCGACGAAGGGGUCGAGGACAGUGAUGAUGAUGACGACGAGAACACGGCGCUACAGAAAGCAGCCAGACCGUCCACAGGAAGGAGCAAGAGUACACCAUACGAUGCAAAUACCGGCCGUUCCGAGCAAGCUGAAGAUAUGAGGGCUUCCACAGAAUUCAGCAAGUCGAUACGGAGGCAUAGUCAGAAUUAUGAUGACUACGCAAAUGAGGCGUUUGAAUACCUCUAUUCAUCUGGGAUUACAUUGAAGAAGCGGGCAAUCAGUCUUUAUGUGCAGUUAUGCGAGCUGAAAUCUUUUGUUCAGUUGAACAAGACUGGAUUUACGAAGGUUCUGAAGAAAUACGACAAGAUACUGGACCGAAACCUCAAAGCCAAAUAUGUCGAGGAAAAUGUUUCUCCAGCAUUCCCCUUUCGUCCGGAGACACUAAGGCAUAUCGAUGAGAAUAUCUCGCGGAUGGAGAAAGCAUAUGCGGAUGUCGUCACUAAAGGUGAUGUGGCUUUGGCGAAGAAAGAGUUGAGAUUGCAUCUUCGGGAACAUGUUGUCUGGGAGCGGAAUACCGUAUGGCGAGAGAUGAUAGGUAUCGAACGAAAAGCGCAGGCGGCAAACAUGGGUAUCAGGAGGACGCUUCUUGGAGCAGACAACGAUCCAGCGAAAGCUCGUCUGCAAGGGGAUGAUUACGACACUCCGGACGUGAAGGAGCUUACCACGCCAGUUGGAAGAUUUAGGCUCCCAGCAUGGAUUUUUAGCUCAACGAUGUUCACCCUCAUUGUUAUUGUGGCCAUCUUCAUCGUACUGCUGUAUGUCAAGAUCAUGAAAAAACCGGAGCAACAGAAUUGUCUAGCCAUGCUGGUAUUCGUCAGUUUGUUAUGGGCCACCGAAGUCAUUCCUCUCUUUGUAACAUCAUUGCUGGUGCCAUUCCUUUGCGUCAUGUUGAGAGUAGUUCGAUCAGACGAUGAACCGCAUCGCCGCCUCACCACGAAGGAUGCAACCAAGUAUAUAUUUGCAGCCAUGUGGACGCCCACAAUUAUGCUCCUACUUGGUGGCUUCGCCAUUGCUGCUGCAUUAUCGAAGUACGAUAUCGCGAAGAGAAUCGCGACGUUUGUCCUGAGCAAGGCUGGCACAAAACCUCGCAUAGUUCUGGUAACGAAUAUGUUCGUAGCAGCCUUUGCUAGCAUGUGGAUUAGCAAUGUUGCAGCACCUGUCUUGUGCUUCUCUAUUAUUCAGCCAAUGCUCCGCAACCUCCCCUCGGACUCCCCCAUGUCUAAAGCUCUAAUUCUCGGCAUUGCGCUCGCUUCCAACAUUGGUGGAAUGCUUUCUCCUAUCGCAUCUCCCCAAAACAUCGUCGCUCUCGAAAUCAUGAAACCACCUCCAUCAUGGCUAAUCUGGUUCUUCAUCGCGCUUCCAGUCGGCAUCAUCUCCAUUCUCCUCAUUUGGCUUGUACUGCUUCUUAGCUUCCAUCCCGGCCGAGGGACGACCAUUGUCCCCAUCCGCCCCGUCAGAGACAGGUUCACCGGCGUGCAAUGGUUCAUCUCACUGGUGACUUUGGGAACCAUUGUUCUUUGGUGCUUCAGCACCCAACUCGAUUGGCUCUUCGGAGAAAUGGGCGUCAUCGCCAUCAUCCCCCUCGUCCUCUUCUUCGGAACUGGGAUCCUCACAAAAGAAGACUUCAACAACUUCCUGUGGACCAUCAUCAUCCUGGCUGCUGGUGGCCUUUCACUCGGUAAAGCAGUCAAUUCAUCAGGACUUCUACACACCAUCGCAAAGACGAUCACAGACGAGGUGGCUGGUCUCUCUCUAUAUGGCGUCCUCAUUGUAUUCGCAACUUUGAUCUUGGUUGUUGCGACGUUUAUCAGUCACACCGUCGCAGCGCUGAUUAUCCUCCCGCUGGUUCAUGAUGUCGGGAAGAAUAUGGCAGAGCCUCACCCAAGAUUAUUGGUUAUGGGAAGUGCUUUGAUGUGCAGUGCUGCAAUGGGAUUACCGACCUCGGGCUUUCCCAAUAUGACGGCAAUCAUGAUGGAAGAUUCGCAGACUGGUCAGAGAUACCUGCAAGUCAAACACUUUAUUAGUCGGGGUAUCCCGUCUAGUGUCAUCACCUUGCUGGUUGUUGUCACGGUGGGCUAUGGAUUGAUGCGGGUUACUGGGUUGUGAGGUCUGUUUGUAUUUGUGUACGAGUUUUGUAUAGAAUGAUGUGAUUGAGGACGUUCACCAGUAGAUGAAGGUUUGACAAUGACGCUCGGAGCAACAUUGAGUUGUCUCUUGGGAGUGGUAGAUGGAAUAUAUAGGAAGGCGAUAUCGAUAGUGCCUACUUCAUCUUUCUUUUUUUUUGUUUUUUUUAUUAUUAUUUUUUUUAUUAAAAAAAGGCUACUUCACGGCUAAUGAUUUUCAACCCCCUUUCCUUUCUCGUGAGACGAGGGGGCUCGUCUCGGCGCACGAUGGUUGAAGGCGGACUUUUCUCGCCUCGGUACGAUUGCUCAGCAAUCGUUGCCGAGCCUGUGUAAACGUACAGCAGAGUUCGAAUCUGCUUCAGUCCCACACUCAACAAACUUGGCUGACUGAAGGCGAAUUCUUACUCCUUAAUUGCACAUCGAUGCAGCCCGCCAAAUAAUAUAUCAAUCUG